Messenger RNA from Cladocopium goreaui, 1341 nucleotides. NCBI's taxonomy places the organism in Eukaryota, Dinophyceae, Suessiales, Symbiodiniaceae. The record is from the annotation of a GenBank genome assembly.
AUGUGUCCAAGCACCUGGAGCAAUGAUCCCAGCUGCGGUGCAAACACAAGCGCCAAGGAGCAUGGUGCCGCACAUCACGCCUGCGGCACAAACUGCACCAAUGCACAUGCACAUAAGGCAGGUGCUUGCGCCUGGAUCCCAAGCAAUUGUCCAGGCGCUGCAGGUGGUGCCACAAGUCAGGCCAGGACAGACGGUCCAAAACAACAGCGUGGCCAUGCCAGCUUUCCAGGUGCCAACGCAAGCACCGCCUUUCCAGAAUCCUUUUGCAUGGACAAGCCCUCCAGCUGGCGUGAUGUGUUCCCAGGCAGCCAAUGGCAAGCCACAAGCAGGGCAGCCGAAAACAGUGUGCACGAUUGUACACCCGCCUCGUGCUCAGGCAUUGAUGACACAGGCACUGGCUUGAUGGCAGCUCGAUUUGGUGCCGGUAAACAAGAAUCUGAUUUGCUGGAGAACUUGGGGAAAAAAUACCAGCAGAAUCCUGAUGCCCAGGUCCAACUGAUAUCGUUGGGGAGUUACUGUGGCCCCAAAUUGUCCUUCCAGAAGAUGGGACGGGGUGCGGCCACAUUGCCAUUUGACUGGAUUCGGACUCGAAUGGAGGGCAUCAUUCAUUUCCUACGCAACGACUUUGAGGGCUUCUUUGACUUUGUGACCCAGCAACGUGUGCCUGACACCGGCUUGAUGGUCAUGUUCCGCGGCUACUACCACUCCUUUUGGCACGAUGACCCUAGUGAUCCAUCCAUGCAUGAUCGGUACAACCGCCGCAUUGCUCGGCUGGGCGAGAUGAGCAGCGACCUGGGCACCCAGCUCCUAUUCGUGCGCUCGAAUGUGUCGCACGAGGAAGUGCUGCAGGUGCCCGAGUUGAUGAAGCUGCUCAGGGCCAAGUUCGGCAAGUCCUCCAGGCUGUUGUUGAUACUGGAGAACCAACAGAAGUUUGUGGGCCCAGCCUUAGUGGAUGACGAUGACCACGUGAUGCUGCACUACCUGAGCAUGGAUGUGCACAAAAAGAGUCAUCCAGACAACGCAAUGCCCUAUGCUCGACCGGUGGAGUGUGCCCUGGAUUGGUGCGCUGAAAAGGUCACCUGCCGACAUUUCUCAACUUUCGCAGAAGCCUUUCAGCUAGCUGAUCCAUACCCAGGUGGUGAGAGAGGUCUUGGAGGCCUACCAGCCUUUGAAGCAACUAAAGUGCUGGCCACAGUGGAGGCCACAGGGCAGAAGGCUGUGAACCGAGCAGAUUUGUUGGAGACGAGUCGAAACCCGUUUGACUAUGAGGCCGACAAGGCCGACAAGGCCGAAGGCAUGGUUCUUGAUGCGAAGAUGCGUGAGCCCAGGACCAGGGCUUGA